Messenger RNA from Eimeria necatrix, 760 nucleotides. RefSeq names its product ribonucleotide-diphosphate reductase, small subunit, putative. Lineage: Eukaryota; Apicomplexa; Conoidasida; Eucoccidiorida; Eimeriidae. The annotation marks the transcript as partial. Gene Ontology annotation, molecular function: oxidoreductase activity. The transcript is spliced from 4 exons. The record is from RefSeq and is a predicted model, not a curated record. Gene Ontology annotation, biological process: deoxyribonucleotide biosynthetic process.
CGACGGGAUUGUGAUGGAAAACCUCGCGGAGAGGUUUAUGGCCGAAGUUCAAAUUCCAGAAGCCCGGAGCUUUUACGCUUUUCAAAUUGCAGUUGAAAACAUUCACUCCGAGACUUACAGCGUUCUAAUAGACUUAUAUAUUCGAAAUGAAAAAGAAAAAGAACUUUUGUUCGACGCCAUUCACAACAUUCCGGCGGUGGCGGUGAAGGCGGCGUGGGCGGCCAAGUGGAUGAACCGCAGCAAAUCUUUUGCGGAAAGACUCGUGGCUUUUUGUUGCGUGGAAGGAAUUCUUUUUUCCGGAUCUUUUUGCGCCAUUUUUUGGCUCAAAAAACGCGGACUGAUGCCGGGCCUCACGUUUUCGAACGAAAUGAUAAGCCGCGACGAGGGGCUGCACGCGGACUUCGGCUGUUUGCUCUAUUCGCUGCUGCGCCGCAAACUCGACGCCGAAGUUCUCCGCAAAAUCGUUUUGGAAGCCGUCGAAGUCGAAAAGGCUUUUAUUUGCGACGCACUUCCUUGUGAUUUAAUUGGAAUGAACAGUACGCUGAUGGGGCAGUACAUCGAGUUCGUGGCGGACCGGCUGCUGCAGUGCCUGGGGGCGGCGAAGCACUUCGGCGCAGCAAAUCCUUUUCCGUUUAUGGAAUUAAUUUCUUUGCAAGGAAAAACGAACUUCUUCGAGAAGAGAGUGGGGGACUACCAGAAGGCGGGCGUGAUGGUGCAGGACAAGCAGCAGCAGAGCUUCGCGCUCGACGCCGACUUCUAG